CGAGGUGAGGAUUGUCACGUUCCGGACGGCGACAGCAGAGCGAGCAGCGAGGUGGGCAGCAGCAUUAGACGGAGGGCCAGCCAAAGAGCCUGAGCAUUCGCAAGUGGUUGAUGAAGAAGAACUCCCUGAACCGCCUCCCGGUCGUGGUGAAGAAGAUGGAGACAGACACGAAUGGGCGUGACGUGGAGGCGCCGGUGGAGAAGAUGGACACGCAGGACCUCGAGAUCGAUGCCAAUGUCAUUCCGGCCAACGUGUGCGACACACCAAUGCGCUCAGAGGAGUUCGACGAGACGCUACCGAUGGAGGAGAAUGUGGACUUUGCCCCCACAGCCACUUCGCCGCUGCACCCCUUCGGGCAGCAACAGACGGAGCCCCCGCGCGAGGACAGCACCAUGGAGGAGGAGGACCACGCGCGAUCAGAGGCGACGUUCACCUUUCGGGUGGAGGAGUUCAGCAAACUCAACGAGCAACUCCUGUCGCCGCCCUGCUACGUGCGCAACCUCCCCUGGAAGAUCAUGGUGAUGCCGCGGAUUACACAGGGCGGUGAUCGGCCAAACGCCGACAAUCGCUCGCUCGGCUUCUUCCUGCAGUGCAACGGCGAGAACGACUCGCCGUCGUGGACGUGCAAGGCCACGGCCGACCUCAGCAUUCACAACUUUAAGCCAGACGUGGAGCCGCUGAGCCGGAAGAUCACCCACGUGUUCUACAGCAAGGAAAACGACUGGGGCUUCAGUCACUUCAUGUCCUGGAACGACGUGCUGGACCCGGAGAAGGGCUACAUCAUGGACGACGCCAUCGUGUUGGAGGUGCAUGUGGUGGCCGAGGCGCCGCACGGCGUGUUCUGGGACAGCAAAAAGUACACAGGCUACGUGGGACUGAAGAACCAAGGUGCCACAUGCUACAUGAAUUCCCUGCUGCAGACCCUCUACUUCACUAAUCACCUCCGGAAGGCGGUGUAUAAGAUGCCCACGGAAGCGGAUGACAGCAGCAAGAGUGUGGCUCUGGCGUUGCAGCGAGUCUUCCAGGAGCUGCAGUUCUCAGACAAGCCCGUGGGCACGAAAAAGCUGACCAAGAGCUUCGGUUGGGAGACUCUUGACAGCUUUAUGCAGCACGAUGUGCAGGAGUUUCUGCGUGUGCUGCUGGACAAGUUGGAGAGCAAGAUGAAGGGCACGUGUCUGGAGGGAACGAUUCCGCGUCUGUUCGAGGGCAAAAUGUCAUCUUACAUCAAGUGCAAGAAUGUGGAAUACACAAGUACGCGCAUCGAGACGUUCUAUGACAUUCAGCUGAACAUCAAGGGAAAGAAGAACAUUGAUGAGAGCUUCAAGGAUUACGUGGCCACGGAGACGCUGGACGAUGAUAACAAGUACGAUGCGGGUGAACAUGGACUGCAGGAGGCGGAGAAAGGAGUGAUCUUCGUCUCAUUUCCGCCUGUCCUGCAUCUUCACUUAAUGCGAUUCCAAUAUGAUCCCGUGACAGACAACAGCGUAAAGUUCAACGAUCGCUUUGAGUUCUAUGAGCACAUCUCGCUGGAUGCGUAUCUGCAAGAGCCGGAGGCGACGCCGGCGGAGUACACACUUCACGCCGUGCUUGUGCACUCAGGUGACAACCAUGGCGGUCACUAUGUGGUGUACAUCAAUCCACUGGGCGAUGGGAAGUGGUGCAAGUUCGAUGACGACGUGGUUUCCAGAUGCACCAAAGCUGAGGCGAUUGAACACAAUUAUGGCGGAUUGGAUGACGAUCUGAGUCUCCAGGCGCGCCAUUGCAGCAAUGCGUAUAUGCUGGUGUACAUCAGGGACUCAGCCCUGCCCACUGUACUGCAAGACAUCAGCGAACAGGACAUCCCGACCGAGCUGGUGGAUCGCCUGGCGGAGGAGAAGCGCAUGGAACAGGUGCGGCGGUUGGAGCGCAGCGAGGCGAAUGCGUACAUGAAUGUGCACGUGGUGCUGGAGGAGUACUUCGAGGGUCACCAGGUGACAGAUCUCUUUGACUAUGAGAAGGUGCAUUUGCGUGUGUUUCGCGUGAAGCGCACGGUGACCAUGACGGAGCUGAUGGAGAUGCUAGUGGAGGCGUUCAGGACGCCGGCAGAGCAGAUGCGGCUGUGGCCAUUGUCGCAGCGUCACAGCAAUUUGACGCGUCCGAUGGUGUUUGACAUUCAGGAUGAUGGGAAUAAGCUGGUGAUCACAGUGGCGGACGGACAGAAUCCGUGGACAGUGUUCCUGGAGAUGCUGCAGCCGGACGCUGGCGGUCAUCAGUUGCCCGUGUUUGACAAGGACACAGACGUGCUGCUCUUCUUCAAAUACUACGAUCCAAAUCAGAAGAAGCUCCACUAUGUGGGUCAUGGCUACUACAAUCUGACGAUGAAGAUUGGGGACCUCGUGCCGGACUUGCUGGAUCGCGUGGGCUGGCAGAGGGAGACGCAGGUGAUUCUGUAUGAGGAGCAGGCGAGUGGAUUUGUCGUGAGGAUCAACAAUUUCAAUGAGACCAUUGAAAAGAGCAUGAGAGAGAUCACAGAUGGGGACAUAAUUAUCUUUGAGAAACGCGAAAAGGCGGAGAAUCUGGAAUUGCCGACAGUUGAGGAUUACUUCAGGGAUUUGCUGUAUCGCGUCGAGGUGACAUUCAUUGACAAAACCAAUCCCAAUGAUUCGGGCUUCACGCUGGAACUCUCUCAAAGGAUGUCAUAUGAUCAGUGGGUAAAGGUCGUGGGCCAGCGAAUGAAUGUGGAUCCGUACGAGAUUCAGUUCUUCAAGUGUCAGACGUACAAGGAUGUGCCGGGCAAUGCGCUGAGAAGCUCGUAUGACGGCACACUGAAGGACAUCUUGAUUUACAACAAGCCAAAAAGCAGCAAGAAGAUCUUCUACCAGAUCCUCUCCAUGAACAUCAAUGAGCUGGAGACGAAGAAGCAAUUCAAGUGCCUCUGGGUCUCGGCCAAUCUCAAGGAGGAGAAGGAGAUCGUGCUGUAUCCCAGCAAGUGUGGCACGGUGAAGACGCUGCUGGACGAGGCGGCGAAGCAGGUGGAGUUCAGCGAGGGUGGCUCGCGGCGGCUGCGCGUGGCGGAGAUUGUGGGGCACAAGCUGGUGAUGGGACCGAAUGAGGACACACAGCUGGAGUGCCUGCAGACGAGUGCCGAGCAGACGCUGACGAAUCAGAAGGUGUACAGAAUCGAGGAAGUGCCCAAGGAUGAGGUGAAUUUGGCGGCGGAUGAGCUGCUCGUGCCUGUGACGCACUUCUACAAGGACAUCUACAACACCUUCGGCAUCCCAUUCUUCAUCAAGGUGAAGAAUGGCGAGCCUUACGCGUCACUGAGGCGUCGCAUCAAGGCGCGCCUGGGUGUGCCGGACAAGGAGUGGGAGAAGUACAAGCUCGCCAUCCUCACCAUGAACCGCAUUGACUACAUCACCACCGAGGACGAGGGGUGUGUCAAUGUGAGUGACUUCCGGAGUCAGACGACGAACAACCCGAGGCAAACGGCACCCUACUUCGGGCUAGAGCACAUCAAUAAGCUCCAGAAGCGAUCACGCUUUAGCUAUCUUGAGAAGGCGAUCAAGAUUUACAAUUGAACUUACAUACUAUAUUUGCUAAUGGCGUCAAUAUUGGAUAUAUUCUUCUCAUCAGCCCUCCUUCCCGAACACCUCCCCUCCACGCCCACCCUCUCCUCACCGCCUCGUCCCCGUUGGAUCCUCUGCAUUAUUUUUACUCUAGGAUUUCUAUUGUAGAUUUUGAAGGAGAUAAAUUGUGUGAGAGAGAGAGAGAGAGAGAUGAUUGUAAAGAUAAGGAAAAUUGAAAAUUAUGAUGGUAAAUUGCAAAAGAUGCAGCAUAAAUAAAAAAAAGGAGGAUGAAAAUUUUAUUGUAAAUCAAGAGAUUCACGUGUAAAAUGUUUACUUUGGAGACAGAAGAUGAUGAGUUUUGAGACUUUGUGACUUUUCUUUUGCAUUCGAGUAUUAACAAUUCGAUGUUCACGAUUAAUUGAUUUUUAAUAAAAGGUCAUACAUUUAGAA
Molecule: messenger RNA, 3995 nt
Organism: Phlebotomus argentipes
Lineage: Eukaryota; Metazoa; Arthropoda; Insecta; Diptera; Psychodidae
Gene: Usp7
Product: ubiquitin carboxyl-terminal hydrolase 7
Exons: 4
Coding region: 111-3557 (1148 amino acids)
Biological process (GO): protein deubiquitination; regulation of protein stability
Cellular component (GO): nucleus; cytosol
Molecular function (GO): cysteine-type endopeptidase activity; protein binding; cysteine-type deubiquitinase activity
Source: RefSeq, a predicted model, not a curated record